CUAACCCCAAACCCUCUCGUCUUUCGUCUGGUUUCUCCCCCAAAAUCAACAAACAUGGCGUCUGCAUCAGAACCACCGGAAGUGAUUGUAAAGAACAGAUUUCUGGGCUUCCUCAUAUGGCAAUGCAUACCCUCAACCGCCAUCUUCUUCCUCUUUAAAUCCUUUAUCCUCUCUUCACUUGCUUCCACUGCUCGUAACAAGAUACCCUUUUUACCCUCGUUCGUCGGCGUUUUUUCCUUCCUUAGCUUCCACCUCUCCCAGCUCCUCUUCUCAAUCUCCCUCUCCGUCAUCUCUUCCCCGCGGCCCCAUCGCCCUGCCUCGCCACUGGAGCUCGUGCUCGGCAUAUUCCGAUUACUCCUUGUCCCGUCGGGCGAGUCUCAGCCGCCGUCUGAUUUCCAGCGUCGUGCAAAGGUCUCUUUGGGGUUCGUUCUGUUUGUUGCCGCAGCAUGUGUCUCCGGAUUGGUGUCGGUGGUGUCUAUUUGUUCUUUGAGCGAGGAUUCGGGUGUAAUGCUACGAAUAGGGGUUAGGAGUUUGGCUAUUGGGUUGGUUUAUGGAUUGUUUUAUCUCUAUAAGCGGCGGUGGGUUUUGGAGUUCCCCAUUAUUCAGCGCCCCCCUUUCUUUAGCUUCAAAAUGGGGCUUCCUUUGGCUAUCAAACGAGCUUUCAAGCUUUCGAUUGCAGCUUACAUAUCUUCAGUUGUGCUGUUGGUGGUUCUGCCUCAUCAUUUACAGAAUCGGAUGACAUUGGGAAAGUUUGUUGUUGAGCAAAUAAGAUUUUACAUUGGGAGCUUUGCUGUGUUUCUUUGUUGGGAAUUGAAUCACCAUUUACAUCAGGUGUUACAUACAAAAAGGUUGAUAUUUGCACCACCAAAAGGUUCUGCUGCAGCUGAGACCAAUCCAAGUGAGCCCCUCCUUGCAGCUCUUGAAGAUUGCGCGGAGAGUUCUCUCAUACAGUAUCUUGCAUAUCUGGAUCUCUGCAUGGUUUGUGAAAAUAAUGUUGAUUCUUGGCGGCGAGCUGCGUUCUUUGAAGAAACUGGGGAAACUUAUAAAAGAGUUAUAGGUGUAUGUUUGAGGCCUUUGAAAGAACUUGCAUCAAAAUUGGCGGAAGGUUUGGAAAGUUGCUCUUCGGAAAAGGCCUAUCAACUUUCCACUCAAUUGCAGUCACCAGUUGACUCACGUGUAGAUUCGAAAUAUUCUGAGCCACUGAACGACUACCAGCUUUACGCAUGGUGUGCCAGGACAGUUGCCUCCUUGACGGCACACUCACAUACUGAAGACAGAUAUGGGGUUGCCCAACUCUCUGGUAGCAAUGCUGCUGUUAUCUCAGUGCUUUUAUCUUGCCUGCUUGCUGUUGAAGCGUUCAUGGGUAAGAAAACCAGCUUGCAAUCUCCAAAUCAUCUGACAGGAGUAGCCGGGAUCAGAUGGGCUACACAGAGCUCAGGAAGAAGAGAGAUUGUGGUUAACAAAAAGAGAGAUGGACGUUUACACUCCAACGCAUAUGCCAUGGCUGAUGCUCUAAGGACCUCAAUUUAUUGCGUGGUGUCUGUUUUCCAUGAGGAGAUGCUGACUAGUGCCAAAGGAAGCAACAUUGGAAAGGAUUGGAUAAUUAGCAGCAAACCACCAUUUGGGACCCGUGAGCUGCUCGUACAAAAGUUGCUACUUUUCCUGGAUUUCCGAGCUAGUUAACUUUCCAGCUUAAGCUCAUUGCUUCUCCUCAGUUUUGUUUUGGUUUUGUUUUUAUCUUGCCAUUAGCUCUCUCAUGUAGAAAUGCCAAAUACAAUCCAGAGUUGUAGACAGAAAGUGAGAUGGAAAAAUUCAGUUUUGCAUUGGAGGAUAUGACAGAGAUCAUGAUGUAGCACACAGGAGGCAGCUGCCAUUAAUAUGCAGAAAGAUCUUAUUUAAGUCAGUUUGAUAAAGUCAUUUUGUACUUGCCCUGGGUGGCUAGAAACUGAAGACAUCAAGGGAGCAGAUGGAGGUUGAACCUUGAGGGGAUCUGAUAAUGUCAUGUGGGUUUUGCUAAUCUUUUGUUAUUGAAUCUGUUCUUGACAUGAUUUUCCCCUCAUGUUUAUUUGUUGUAGUUCAUACAACUCAAGUUGAAA
This is a messenger RNA of Tripterygium wilfordii, 2096 nucleotides long. RefSeq lists its product as uncharacterized. Gene Ontology annotation, cellular component: nuclear pore transmembrane ring. Gene Ontology annotation, molecular function: protein-macromolecule adaptor activity. The transcript is spliced from 4 exons. The record is from RefSeq and is a predicted model, not a curated record. Lineage: Eukaryota; Viridiplantae; Streptophyta; Magnoliopsida; Celastrales; Celastraceae. The coding region runs from base 55 to 1683 and encodes 542 amino acids. Gene Ontology annotation, biological process: nuclear pore organization.